Coprinopsis cinerea okayama7#130 is the source of this 1743-nucleotide messenger RNA. RefSeq lists its product as hypothetical. Lineage: Eukaryota; Fungi; Basidiomycota; Agaricomycetes; Agaricales; Psathyrellaceae. The coding region runs from base 1 to 1743 and encodes 580 amino acids. The record is from RefSeq and is a predicted model, not a curated record. The transcript has a single exon.
AUGGCAGCUUCACCACACGUUGUUGUGUCUUCGUCUUUCUCUAGUUCGACUGCUACGAUGAGGAUGAGGACAAGCUCUGCCCCAACCGUACCACAAACGACGACGGCCAUACGCAAGCCACCUAUCAGACAGGUAGAAAAGGGGCCUCGUGGAGCUCGGCCUCCGCUCGCUACCCUUUCCCAAAAUUCGGGGUCGUCCAAAGUGAAGGCUGGCCCUUCAACCUCAUCCAAACCCCCAAUGUCAACGUCGUCUAUGGCUGGCCCAAGCUCAUCUACUUCCCCACCCAAGAGGAAACCAGCACCUCUGAACCUCGAUGACUCCAUCGACCAUGUGGUCCUCUACACAUUCAAGUUCAAAAGAACAGCAUCACCAUCUCUAGCGUCCGCUCGACCUUCUGGUGCUCGAAAACCCCUAUCGAAUGCUCGGAUUCGGAGGAAGCAGGGAUCGGUCGCGAGUUUGGGUGACAUGGGACUAGACUUGGGGAGGGUUGGGCUGAGUUCGGCUGGCGUAACAACUUCCCAACCUGUAGUCAAAUCGACAGAGACACCGACGUGGGCGACGAGAUAUCCUGCUUCAGCUGCAGCAGCCUACCCGCCUCCAAGCUCAGCCUUCAGUGUCCGGCCCCUGCCUCCAAUAUCAUCAUCAUCUGCGAUCACUCCGCCCCCUGGCAGAGUCGGCAGCCCGGGUAUCAGACCACUUCCAUCGUUACCUCCUACACCCCUUAUCCGACCUCUACCCCGCCUUCCAGCAACAUCAAGACCUAUUGAGGGGCCGCAAUCACCUGUUGGCAGCACCUACACCAGGGCACCCACACCUCCACCUCCUUUCUCUGACUUUCCCAUCCAAGGUUCGAGGACGAUAGAUGUCGAAGAUGGAAGAACGACGCCCCCUCCACCAUUCACCGACUACCUUGACGCUCCCGCAGCAGGGUCGUCGACCGCCCAUGGUUCGUCCGAACAGUUAGGACCGUUACCAGCCGAAGGGGAGGAAGAAUCCGAUUCCUCAACACACAUACACCUCGUGUUCGCUGCCUCGUGUGUUCCAUCCUCCACAGGCACAAGCACAACUGUCGCCAACUCCACACCUUCUCCCCGUACCCUUCUCUCACCCCCACUUCUCCGACUCGACGUCUCACCCAAAACCCUCCGGCGAAUCAAAGGAGCAGCUAUUUCAGCGACGGAGAUUGAGCGCAGUAUCCUCGCUGACCUGUUCCGAGAGAAGGUUAUAUCGGAAGAUUGCGAAGAAGGCAAAGUGGGUUGUGGGGUUGUGGGCGGUGAUGGGGUUACCGUGGAUGACAUUGGUGUAUUGGGCGGUCGUGAUCAGGAAGGGACAAAAGAGGGUGUAAAUGGGGAGGCAGAGGGUGGGGAAGACAGCGCUGGCGGUGGUGGUCGUGGCUGUUUGGGUGAUCAAUCAGAGGGUGGAGAAGAAGAAUCGACGCCCCUAUCAUCGACUGCGGAAAGCGGACACCUUGGAGAAAGUGCUGGGUUCUUCUGUGAAGAGAUUCUGGCUCGGACUGGGGGACGUGUUGCGUCCGACUGCGAGAGCAUCUUGACGCCUGUCACGCCUCAUUCCGAGAGGAGGAAUACCGUUCUGAGCUUCGUGAGCUACUGCAGUACGGAUGGGCACGAUGUAGAUAAGGACGACGAGGGCAUGUGGGAGUGGAUCAUCAAGGACGGGGUGCUGCGCCAGUCGUUUUUCCAGGAAAAGUCGCUGCGGCUGAGCGCCUGUGGAAAGUAUUGGUGA